Magallana angulata is the source of this 2313-nucleotide messenger RNA. RefSeq lists its product as uncharacterized. The record is from RefSeq and is a predicted model, not a curated record. The transcript is spliced from 4 exons. NCBI's taxonomy places the organism in Eukaryota, Metazoa, Mollusca, Bivalvia, Ostreida, Ostreidae. Gene Ontology annotation, molecular function: protein binding. Bases 146 to 1624 code for a protein of 492 amino acids.
GUUUUCUUUGGUUACCAUCGACUGGGGGGUGACAUAAACCGAAAGAGGAGGUAACUUGACGUUUGUUAGACGUAAGACUCCGGAGUGCCAGUUAGACAGGGUUCAAAGUGAUAUUGCUGUUGAUCUUUGUAUAUAACACUUCAUCAUGAGGGAUAAAACGGGACUUAAGAAAGCACAGUUAAAAGACAAAGUAAAGAAGACUGCCACAAGAAAAGCUGCUAUAAGCAGUGCUCCUGUAGAUGAUGACAACGGAACUCAGUCUCAGAUGCGAUACAACUUCCGGAAAAGAAAAGCAAAUGAAGAGAAGGAACAUUGCCCUACGAAUACCAACAAAAAACAUCGACCAAAUAUUCAGGCACAAAAUGAUGAGCAGAAAACGGUUACUAAUUCCAGAAUAUUGAUCUCAAGAGGUAAAAUGACGGCUUUGAAAGAACAAACCAAUAAAACUACGCAACACAAAACAACACAAUCCCUCAAAAGAAAGAAUCAUUCCCCAGUGACCACCAGUGCCAAUAGCAGCAAGAAAGCAAAGCUUCCUCCAAAGUUGAAUAAAACAUCGCAAAAACCUACAUCUGUCUGGACAGGGAAAGCAUCUUUAGUUAAGAAAGGCGCAAAAUCAUUCUCAAAGUUAAGGACGGCCAAAAAAGGAAAAGAAUCCAUUUCUCCAAGAUUGAAGCAGAGUUUGGGGAACAGAAAUCCAUCUACUCUGAAAAAGAGAAUAAGAUCAGUUCAAGUAAAGCAACCGGUUUCUGAGAAAGAAUUGCAAUCCAAAACGCCGUUAAAAAGAAAAAGUAAAGAUUGUAAAGAGUUGUCGGGAAAGUUUGCAGACAUGUUCCUGAACAAAUUGGAUUUAGUAGCUCAUAUUGGUAUUGGUAACCGUUCGCCAAUACAUGGAAUAAGCGUUACUCACGAUAACCUGGUAUGGGUGAACUCUCUGUCGAAGCGGGUGAAUCUUUACAAUUCUUCUGGAGACCUUCUUAGAUUUUUUGAUUUAGACUACGAACCGGUUUUCAAUUGCUGCAUGCCCAAUGGCGACUUACUUGUGACACAAGCCUACAGUAUAGGGGCCAAACCUACUGUGGAAUAUAUUUCUCGAGAAGGGAACACAAGGUUGCUAGCUGAUCUCUCUAUGCAUACCAGUUUACUGUGUGGAAUUCUUUAUCAAGACGAGAGGAUAUACGUCAUAGGUCAUGCGGACAAGAACAUCAUUUUAAAAGUUGACAUGAAUGGAGAAGUAGAGAAAGUCUUUGAAACAAAACCAGAUCGUGUGAACGUAAAUCAUCUUAUUUCUCAAAAUGGUCAAAUUUUUGCUCUGAACACUCAAAUGUUCUCCAUGUACAUGUAUAUGUUGGGUUCUGAUGAAAUUUCCACUAAUGUUAUUAACAAAGUGGAGGUAGAUAAGUCAUAUUCAGGAAGUGCCUCUGUUGACAACUUCGGGAAUAUCAUAGUGGGAACAGACCCACCAGCCUCUAAGAUUGUCGUAAUCGAUCCGAGACUAGAGCGUAAGCACGAGAUAGGUUGUGAUUUUCUAGGAAGGGUCCGAGCCACAGCUGUCGACAAACAAAACCAUCUCUGGGUUGGAACAGACGAUGGAAAUCUGUACAUUGCAAAAUACCUUAAAUAAUGACCUUUCUUUGAUGAUAAUGAAUGCUUUUGGUUUUAUGGAUUGCUAAAACCGAAAUCAUCCAUUGUCUAACGUAAACUGGUCCAAUCAGGGUUAACGUUAUACGUCUACCGAGUAUGAUUCCCUCCAUUUCUUACGGAAACUUAUAGUUAAUUCAUAUAUCUAUAGAAACAGCUAGACUGGAAUCAACAUGCCCUGUUUAUUGAUUGGUUGAAAACUACUGUGACUGAAACUGACAGGAAAAUGAUAGGACUGAAAUCUGCACGCCCCGUUUAUCGAUUGAUCGAAACCUACAGCGACCUUUGAAAAAUCACGGACUGCACGAAAUAAUCAUAACGGUGUUAGACUCAAAAUCCUAUAGGUGACAAUUUGGCUGUUUCUAUUAGCUACUUACGUACCGAUGUACAUUAACAGUAACUUAGUGAAUUUUACUUACUUUUUAUAAUCAAUUUAUUGAUUUGUACAAGGAGAAGAUGUAAAUAUAAACAAAAAAAUACUUUCUUUGAUGAUUCACGCGGGUUAUGAAGGUAGCAGUCAUUGCAUAAAAAAUUUCCAUAACCUGCUUACGCGGGUAAUGUAUAUUUUUUUUCUGCAAUGUAGCCAUAUUCAUGUCCCGGAUGAAUCAUCAAAGAAAGCAUUUGUUUAAAUACACAGUGAAUCGCUGUAAACAUUACAUUUUUCAAAAUGUU